Brienomyrus brachyistius is the source of this 1291-nucleotide messenger RNA. RefSeq names its product E3 ubiquitin-protein ligase TRIM47-like. The record is from RefSeq and is a predicted model, not a curated record. The transcript has 6 exons. Gene Ontology annotation, molecular function: zinc ion binding. NCBI's taxonomy places the organism in Eukaryota, Metazoa, Chordata, Actinopteri, Osteoglossiformes, Mormyridae. The coding region runs from base 30 to 1139 and encodes 369 amino acids.
GACUGAAUCCUAUCAGUGUUCGUGGUAAAAUGGCAGAAGCCAGAGUUGCAGUGGAUGUAAACGAGUUCAGCUGUGCAAUAUGUCUGGAUCUACUAAAGGAUCCAGUGGCUAUUCCCUGUGGACACAGUUACUGUAUGAGCUGCAUUAAGAGCUGCUGGGAUCAGGAAGAUCAUGUUGGAGUUUACAGCUGCCCCCAGUGCAGACAGACCUUCAUACCCAGACCUGUUCUGGGCAGAAACACCAUGCUGGCUGAAGUGGUGGAGAAACUGAAGAAGACUGGACUACAAGCAGCUGCUCCUGCUGACCAGUAUGCUGGACCUGGAGAUGUGGAGUGUGACGUCUGUACUGGGAGAAAACACAAAGCUGUCAAGUCCUGCCUGGUGUGUCUGGCCUCCUACUGUGAAACUGACCUGCAGCUUCACAACAAACUCCACCAUGCAAAACAGCACAAGCUCAUUGAUGCCACCGGCCAUCUGAAGGACAAGGUCUGUUCCCACCAUGACAAACCCCUGGAGGUCUACUGCCGUACCGACCAGCAGUGUAUCUGUUAUCUCUGUACGAUGGAUGAACACAGAGGCCAUGAUACAGUCUCAGCUGCUACAGGAAGGGCGGAGAUACAGAAACAAAUGGGUGAAAUACAGAGGGAAUUUCAGCAGAGAAUUCAGAUGAGAGAGAAGGAGCUGCAGGAGCUGAGAGAGGCUGUGGCCUCAUUCACAAGCUCAGCACAGUCAGCAGUGGAGGACAGCGAGAGGAUCUUCACUGAGAUGAUCCGCUCCAUUGAGAGAAGACGCUCUGAGGUGACAAAGCUGAUCAGAGAUCAGGAGAAGGCUGCAGUGAGUCAGGCUGAAGGAGACAUGGACAGACUGAAGCAGGAGAUCGAUGAACUGAAGAGGAGACACUCUGAGCUGGAGCAGCUUUCACACACAGAAGAUCACAUCCAUUUCCUCCAGAGGCGCCAGGCUCUUCCUGUCACUCCUGAAGCUGGAUUUGGACCCAGAAUCUCUGUCAGUCCCAGAUCUGAUUUUGGGAAUUUGAGGAAGGCGGUUUCUGAACUGAAAGAUCAACUGGAGAAUUUUUGCAGAAUGAAAAUGGCAGAGAUCCAUCACCAGUUACCAAAGACACCGUCCUACCAGUAUUAGUGCCCAGGACCAGAGCAGAAUUCUUACACUACUCCUGCCAGCUGACGCUGGACCCCAACACAGCAAACAGAGAAGUGUCUCUGUCAGGGGGGGACAGGAAGGUGACAGGGGGGGCAGAGCAGCCAUAUCCUGAUCAUCCAGAGAGAUUUGAC